Ictalurus punctatus (channel catfish) is the source of this 1921-nucleotide messenger RNA. It is a transcript of the gene ucmab, whose product is annotated as upper zone of growth plate and cartilage matrix associated b. The record is from RefSeq and is a predicted model, not a curated record. NCBI's taxonomy places the organism in Eukaryota, Metazoa, Chordata, Actinopteri, Siluriformes, Ictaluridae. Gene Ontology annotation, biological process: regulation of osteoblast differentiation; embryonic skeletal system development. The coding region runs from base 79 to 498 and encodes 139 amino acids. Gene Ontology annotation, cellular component: extracellular matrix. The transcript has 5 exons.
ACAAACUCCACCUCACAUCAGAGCUUGCUUGUAUUUCUGUCUGGUUCUCUCCUCCGUAGCUUGGACACAGGUCUAAAAAUGUCUUGGAUGCGCCCUGACUUGCUCACCUGUCUGGCUCUGCUGUUCGUCCUCACCUUGUUUUACGAGGUUGACACUGCAAUCGUGCCCGAUGGCAAAGAGAGUAAGAAAGCAGCGAGUCUACAAGGUGGGCUAAGAAGGAUUUUCAUGGAAGAAAGUGAUGCCACCAACUUUUUCAAGCGCCGUGGCAGAAGGGCAGUGAAAUCACAAGAUGAACUCAACGUUGAGCAGCAACAGAGGCUGGCAGCUGAUGAGAGGAAGAGAGAAUAUCACGAGGAGCAGAGGAAUGAGUUUGAAAAUUAUGCAGAGGAAGAGCAUGAUGAGCAGGACGAGAGAACCCAGGAGAGUACAGAGCAGUGGAGAGAGUUCCACCAUGAUGGCCUUGACCCUUCUUAUGAGUACAACCGCCACACAGUUUAAAGAUGUCCAAAAGACUUUUAGUCUUUUAUCAGCGACACAAAAAUUAUUCUUACUGCCAAAAUGUGUAAAAACAUCCUGACUAGCAUGGGACUCAUAUACAGUAGGUUCCGGUCCACUUCAGCAGGGCUUCUGCGAAAACCCAAGGUGUGAGGUUCACCUCCGUUUGUUGGACAAAAACUCGGUGGUUCCGUUUAAAUCAGCCGUUCCAUAUGACGUGGACGCAAGUAGAAGAAAAGUAGAAGAACGGUUAUAGUAUCACCUAACUUAUAUUAAAAAAAAGGGCUGAUUUAGUAUUUAAGCUGUGCUUAAACCAGAUGUGUGAAUGGACAUUAAUCCAGAUGUCCUCACAUGCAUAGAUAAAAGUACUACAUACAGUACAUUGCCUUAUUUUCUGAUAUAUUAGAACUAUUUUUGCAAUGAACGGGGUUAUGCAUGCGGUGUGAUCAACUAGCACGUUACAUAUAUCAUUAGAUCAUCGAUCUCUUAUUAAUCUCUUAUUAAACAUGUGACAUUCCACAACUAUAAUAUUCAACGUUAACCAUUUUAGUAGCAGCUGUUUUCAGCUGCAAUCCGCAUUCCACGUCGAAACGUGUUUAUGCGUAUAAUCUGUACUUGUACAUGGGAUCGUAUAUGAUAAGAUACGGUACGAACGUGACAUUAAGGUGAGGUUAUCUUUACUCUUUCAGAUGUGAUGAGCGACAUCAGUUAAAUAAAAAGCGAUAUCAAAUUCCAAGGCCUGAUUUCUGUCGUGAAAAUAUCGACCUUGUGGGGGAAGAAAAACAAGGCCUCAGCAUGAGACUGAGAAAUCCUGCACCUAGCUGCUAAAUUCGAAGCAUUUCUAUGAAGACUGUGACGAAAAACUGAGUAAAUGAGUAUGAGCUGUGUAUUUUCAUCUUUCACAGAAAGUUUGCAUUCAAUCAAAUAAUAUACCGGUUGCCAGUGCACAGAGUUGUGCGCAUACAAAGCACCACUGAUUUCUUGAUUUCAUUUUUAAAAUGUAUUUUUAAUUAAAUGCUUAAAUACUUCACGCAGAGAUUCCUCACUAAAUCAAGACUGACAUUUUUCUGAGUGACAAGAAUUGAUCCCCCCCCCCCCCCUUCAUGAUUCAUUACUCUUAAAUAAAUAACAAUAAGAACACAUAAAUACAAAACGGUGUAUAACACACAUCACUGCCGUCAAGCUUUUAAUGUAUUUCUGAAAGCAUUGAUACAUUCCAGUACGUUCGGUACGAAAGAAAAAACUUUCUGUGGAUAAUAAAUGAAUAAUAACUAGUGUCACUUACACUUACCCUAACAUCACCCCUAACAACACACCCCUCUGAUGACAUUUGAAAGCAAGUCUCAGGUUUAAGAGAAUGUUAAAUGUUCGAACAAAUCACACGAAAUAUUUGCAGCAGUACCCACACACACGCUGAUAAGAAAAA